UAUUGAGGAGCAGAGCUCUCAUAUAGAAAGAAAUCAAUAUCAGCCUUUAUUUAAAAAAAAUGUGCUACCUGUGACUAGAAACAGCCUCCAAUGGUACUAAACAGCAUGUCCAGGACACCUUCAACUUCCCAGGAGAUUCGGAUGGAUGUGUUCGACAACCCAUCCGUGCAGGGAAAGUAUGUCAAAAGGAAAAGUAGAUUCAAGCGCUCUGAUGGGAGCACAUCCUCUGAUACAACUUCCAACAGCUUCGUUAGACAGGGUUCAGCUGACUCCUACACCAGUCGUCCAUCAGACUCUGACAUCUCUCUGGAGGAGGACAGGGAGGCAUUACGCAAAGAAGCGGAGCGACAGGCUUUGGCACAACUUGAGAAGGCAAAGACCAAGCCUGUUGCAUUUGCUGUUCGAACAAAUGUCGGCUACAAUCCCAGCCAGAAUGACGAUGUCCCUGUGCAAGGCAUGGCCAUCUCCUUUGAAUCCAAAGAUUUUCUACACAUCAAAGAAAAAUACAACAACGACUGGUGGAUAGGGCGGCUGGUGAAAGAAGGAUGUGAGGUGGGAUUCAUUCCAAGCCCGGUUAAGUUAGAGAAUAUCAGACUACAACAGGAGCAGAAGAUGAGGCAAGGAAGGCUUUCAAGCAAAUCAGGUGGAAACUCCAGUUCUAGUCUAGGAGAUGUAACUGGAACCCGAAGGCCAACUCCACCUGCAACAGCAAAGCAGAAGCAGAAAUCGCAGGAGAAUGUGCCUCCCUAUGAUGUGGUGCCUUCCAUGAGACCAAUCAUACUCGUGGGUCCAUCUCUGAAAGGAUAUGAGGUGACGGACAUGAUGCAGAAAGCCCUGUUUGAUUUUUUGAAACAUAAGUUUGAUGGAAGAAUAUCAAUCACACGAGUUACUGCUGACAUCUCAUUAGCGAAGCGAUCGGUGCUGAACAAUCCCAGCAAACACACGAUAAUCGAGCGUUCCAGCACUCGUUCCAGCCUAGCUGAAGUACAGAGUGAGAUUGAGCGCAUCUUUGAACUGGCCAGGACCCUCCAAUUGGUCGCUCUUGAUGCAGAUACCAUUAACCAUCCUGCCCAGCUUAACAAAACCUCUCUGGCCCCAAUUAUAGUCUACAUAAAGAUUGCUUCACCCAAGGUCUUACAGCGCCUGAUAAAGUCACGAGGCAAGUCCCAAGCUAAACAUCUCAACGUACAGAUGGUGGCAUCAGACAAGCUGGCGCAGUGUCCUCCGGAACUGUUUGAUAUCAUUCUGGACGAGAAUCAGUUGGAAGACGCUUGCGAACAUUUGGCUGAGUACCUGGAAGCCUACUGGAAAGCCACUCAUCCAGCCAGCUGCAACCCACCCAAUCCUCUCUUGAACCGCACCAUGGCAACUGCCGCCCUGGCUGCCAGCCCAGCUCCGGUGUCCAACCUACAGGGUUCCUACUUAGUGCAUGGAGAACAAACCAUUGACUGUUCGAGCCCCGAUCGGACAGGCUUGCAUGACUAUCAGAAUGACUCUGCCAAACAGCCCCACCUUCGCUCGACAUCCUCCACGCCUCAGUACACCCAUCACCCGCGGUCUGUCUCCCGGGGUCUCUCCCGCCAGGACACCUUUGACUUGGAGAUGCAGGGCAGCCGGGACUCAGCCUACACCGAGCCAGGGGACUCCUGCAUGGAGACGGACCCUUACGACGACCCGGAGCACUCGGAGGACCCUCAGGACACCGGUGCCCCCUGGUGCGGCGUCGCCCGGCAGCAGGUCCAGCGCCAGGAGUCGUGGGGGGAGGAGGAAGAAGAGGAGGAAGAGGAGGCUGACAACAACAACUACAACAGACAGCAGAGGAGCCGGCUGCGAGCCAGAGACCACUACCGACAGAAAAACGAGGAAGUCUUGAACAGGAAACAGAGCGACAUGGAGGGGUGGAACCGUGACAUGUACAUUUGUUAAAGUGCGCUAGGGCCUAUCUGCUGCUCCCCGGGAGAAUUUGUUAUCUUGUAGUGGUGCCCGUCAGUUCUGUUUCAUUGUCCAUUCUGAAGAAGAGUUGAUAAUGUUUUUAGCAUUUGGUGCAUUCAUCUUGCCAAGCCCUCUAUCAAUGCCAACAGGGAGUUAUUGAUUGACGGUGGUCCUUCUCUGGGGAGAAGAGUUUGCAUACAAUACCAUGCCCUGCCCACCCUUCUCCCUUCGCUCUUAGUGCCUCGCUACUGGGUCUGCAGGGGUUUGGUUAUAAGGACCAGAUACGGUGCGCUGUUAACCCUUUCAAGAACUGACACUUUUGACAAAUAUGCUUGAAUCGUUUUUGUGCACCCAUCUGCAACAGGUUCAAUGCCAGUAGUACCAUGAGAUCAGUCCGCCUGACUUAGCUAGCUUUGAAUUGAGAAGCCAACACACCAGCCAAAGCCAAGUCUCUCACUGCCUGAUGGGAUGUUUGCAACUCUGUCCUCUGCUAGGUUAGCAAGUUGCUGGGUGCAAAAUACUACUGUAAACACAAAACAAAGCAUUAAAGCAUGAAUAAAUAGAUGGAAACUUUGAAAAAAUGGCUCAAACUUUUACGACUGUCCUCUGACAGUGUCCUCUCACCCACUGAUCCUCGUUUACAUGAAUUUACAAAUUAAGGGUGGUCUUGGAGGUGUGGGGAAGAGUUCCUGUGUUUUCUACACAGCUCUCAUAUUUAACCCUUUCUCUGCAUCUUUAAUAGAUGACGAGAAGCUAUUUAUUAAACCCCUCCUUCACAUGAUAAGAACCUUUCCUCCUCCUCCUCUUACUGCCAUCCCAAGUCAUUUCCAAAUUGGAAUAGAUGGGUGAAGGAUAAAAACAAAAUAAGGAACCUUUGGUGGAUCUUAAACUUGUACCUGUCAUUAAAGGGUAUUUCGUGCAGAAUCUGUCCCUCCUUUCAUUUAAACACAGAGUUUUCUGAUUACGAUUGCUGCUGGGUUCAAUGUUCAUACUGUAUAACAGGCCCACACUGAUGAGCCUGUGACGCAUUUUGGUCAGCCAGUUGUUUACAACCAAGAGCUUGAACUUCUAAAAGGCAGUGGGUCUCUUAAUGUGCAGGGGAAGGGGAGACUGAGCCAAUACUUGGCCAAUAGCCAAGCUAUGGAUUGGGACUGAGAGCGCGGCAGAGACUGGCUUCAGAGGGGAUUACUGCUCACUGCCCUUUGUAACACAGCUAAUGUCCACCAUUCUGGGUAGGUAGGACAUCAGCCUUG
Molecule: messenger RNA, 3185 nt
Organism: Pristis pectinata (smalltooth sawfish)
Lineage: Eukaryota; Metazoa; Chordata; Chondrichthyes; Rhinopristiformes; Pristidae
Gene: cacnb1
Product: calcium channel, voltage-dependent, beta 1 subunit
Exons: 14
Coding region: 91-1926 (611 amino acids)
Biological process (GO): regulation of voltage-gated calcium channel activity; calcium ion transmembrane transport; chemical synaptic transmission
Cellular component (GO): voltage-gated calcium channel complex
Molecular function (GO): high voltage-gated calcium channel activity; protein binding
Source: RefSeq, a predicted model, not a curated record